This is a messenger RNA of Fomitiporia mediterranea MF3/22, 1167 nucleotides long. RefSeq lists its product as uncharacterized. Lineage: Eukaryota; Fungi; Basidiomycota; Agaricomycetes; Hymenochaetales; Hymenochaetaceae. The coding region runs from base 1 to 1167 and encodes 388 amino acids. The transcript has 3 exons. The record is from RefSeq and is a predicted model, not a curated record.
AUGGCCGAUCUCAAGCAGGACAAGAACGCCAUGGCACGCACGCUUGGUGCAGCUUUCCUGAACCAUCAAGUUGAAGAACUAUCCAAGAAGACGCAAGCUGCUGACCAACAGCUAUGGCCGAGAGAACGACGUGGGUCUCGUGGAGGCGGACCAAGGAUACCUCAGCGCAAUGCGAGACAGCCGCGGAAUGAUGAGUACAACAAGGGGACUCGUAAUACUGAUGGGGAGCACAGCUGUGAACGUGAGGACAGGCCGGCGGGGAAGAAGGAUGCGAACGUCGUUGUUGUGGAUGCUAGUGUCCUUGUUCAUGCACUUGGCCAGCUUAAAGCUUGGUGUCGGAAUGGUAGGGAAGAGGUUAUCAUCGUCCCGCUCGAGGCUCUAAAUACAUUAGACCUCCUUAAGAAAGGAACAAGCCCCCUCGCACAUCGCGCCCGCGCUGCAUCUCGUAUUCUCGAACAACAAGUCGGCACAAACCCGCGCAUCAAAGUUCAGCGUGAUGAGGCCUACGUUCUGUGGGAUAAUAUUCCCUUCGCUCAAGACGAACAAGCAAACGACGAAGCGACGUCGCCUGGUCCACCCGAAUGGCUUCGCAGAACAAUCUCAUGCGCACGAUGGGAGUUCGAUCACGCCGAACAACCAGCCGCGGAGGGCGGGGGAGAUAACGAUAAUAUUGUCGUCCAUCCACCCAUGACAGUUGCCGUCUGUCUCGAAACCGCAACAAUCCCGGUUCCGGAUACCUCUCCUGCAGCGGUGAACUCGCCAGUCCCAUUACCCCCUCCGCAGGCUUCCAAAUAUGAACAGCGGUGUUCGGGCGCCUUGGUGGCUCACUGGGCAAAGCAGGCUGGUAUGCAUGUUCUAGAAUGCAAAGCAACGCCUCUUCCACAGCCUCCCUCCAACGCUAGGCACGCACGUGUGCCAUCAGACGAAGACUGGCGGAUGAGCAGCCCGCCGCGGAACAAUAACAACGCUUCCUCGCGUCCCAAACCUGGAAGUGUCAGGAUGAAGGGCCCAGGUCCAAUUGUUGAGAAACCGAAUGUUUAUGGUCCCGGGCGUGGUGGUGGAGCGUUAGUUGAACGACCUGCUGCGACGAUGGCGAUGAAUGCGAGUAUGAUGCAGAUGAGCAAACCUAUUCGUGUACUCGCUCGAGGCGAGAAGUUGGAGCCUUAG